Molecule: messenger RNA, 330 nt
Organism: Lichtheimia ornata
Lineage: Eukaryota; Fungi; Mucoromycota; Mucoromycetes; Mucorales; Lichtheimiaceae
Exons: 1
Coding region: 1-330 (109 amino acids)
Molecular function (GO): zinc ion binding; nucleic acid binding
Source: RefSeq, a predicted model, not a curated record
AUGUACAGGCGACACGAUUUUUAUUCGAGACACGAUACAAGAUACUAUGGACAACAAUACAUCGAACGAAGGCCCGUCAUUUGCUACAACUGUGGAAACGAAGGACAUUUUGCACGAGAUUGCGCAUUAGACACGUUACCUGAUGCUUACCGUUUUCGACCGUUUCAAAGAAUUACGUAUGAAGAACCAACCCACAAGCAAGAAACUGGUUGCCCACAUGAUUUUACAAGACCGGCCCAUCAAGUCCACGCAAUGAAACAAGAUCCACCGACUGCUCACCUCCUCGAUAUCGAUACCGACUUUGAUGCCAUUGUCGUAGACACAGCUUAA